GGCCAAUGGACGCCGUGAGUUUCUUCACCGUCGUGGGAGGUGGUGGAAGUUUAAUCAUUGCGUUUUUUGGGUAAUGUGGGAUUCUGUAGAGAUUGAGAUUGAGAUUUAGAUAGAGAAAAGGAAAAACAAAAUCCCUAGAACAACAAACAUUGGUGUCCCCCGCAUAAACAUUUUCCCCCAAUCGAAAUACAUAAAUGCUCUCAAAUCUUCUUCUUUACGUCUCUCGAAUUUGGUUCAUCUCUGCUAACCCCCCAUAUGCCGGUCGACUUGGACAGUUCCUCACCGGCUUCCGGCGAACCCACAGUCUCCACCCCGGGAAAUCCUGCCUCGCCUCCCAACUCCGCCGUAAGGAAAAAGCGAAACCUCCCUGGAAUGCCAGAUCCGGAAGCGGAAGUAAUUGCUCUGUCUCCGAAGACUCUUUUGGCCACGAAUCGAUUUGUUUGCGAGAUUUGCAACAAGGGGUUUCAGAGGGAUCAGAAUCUGCAGCUUCACCGGCGAGGACACAAUCUUCCAUGGAAGCUCCGGCGGAGGUCAAGUAAGGAGGUCAAGAAGAAGGUCUAUGUCUGCCCUGAGAGUUCAUGUGUUCAUCACGAUCCCUCUAGAGCUCUUGGUGAUCUUACUGGGAUUAAAAAGCACUUUUGCAGAAAGCACGGCGAGAAGAAAUGGAAAUGCGGUAAGUGUUCUAAGAAAUACGGCGUUCAGUCCGAUUGGAAAGCCCACUCCAAAAUUUGUGGCACUCACGAGUAUAAAUGCGAUUGUGGGACUUUGUUUAACAGGAGGGAUAGCUUCAUUACACAUAGAGCAUUCUGUGAUGUAUUGGCGGAGGAAAGGGCAAAAGCUCUGCUUAAACCGGUGGGGAAUUCUCAGACGGCGGUGGGGAAACCGAAUCCGGAGCCUUCUCCACCAUCGCCACCGCCUCCAUCUCCUCUGCAGUCAGCUUGUGAGCCAACAACUGUGUUGGCUGUUCCAAGUCAAGAGCUGCCAGAGAAUCCCUUGCAAUGUAUCGAAGAGGCAGCCGGUAUGUCGGGUACGAGUCGGAGCAGCAGCAGCAGCAGCAGCAGCAGCAGCAAUGGUAGCACGAGAAGUAGCAGAUUUGCUGGCUUAUUUGCUUCCUCAACUACGUCGAUGAGCCUCCAACCUCCAAGACCAUAUAGAGACCUAAUGCAAGCCAUGGCUUGUUCAGAUCGCUCACCAGACUAUGCAUCAUCUUCAACCAUCGAACCUAUUUCUCUAUGUCUUGCAAUGAAUCAAGGGCCCUCAAUGUUCGGAACUGCCAGCCAAUACCACCGACCGUACUUACCAAUGCCACACCCUGCAAUGUCCGCCACAGCAUUACUCCAAAAAGCUGCUCAAGUGGGCGCAGCGGCAUCAAAUGCGUCGUUGCUUCGUGGCUUAGGCUUAGUGUCAUCUUCCUCUGCAGCUGCCCAGCAAGAGAUCUUGGCAUGGAACCACCAGAGGCGAGUCGAACCAGAUGACGUAUCAUUCGCUGCAGGGCUCGGCCUCGGACUCCCCUGUGAUGGGAACUCGGGAUUGAAACAACUAACAAGGGGAAACCAUUCCAUGUUUGCUCCAAAACACACCACCCUGGAUUUCCUUGGAUUGGGAAUGGCGGCUGGUGGAAGCCCCAACAGCGGCCUGGCCGCACUAAUCACAUCAAUAGGCGGGAGUGUGGACGUUACAACCACAACCACCAGAUCAUACGGCGCUACUGACAUAUCCACCAUAGACAUGAACACAAAUAAUUGACUCAUCAUGCCAUCCCAACAACAAGAGGAGAAGCAUCACUUUGCUUUGUGCUAUCCGAAAGAUCUUGUAUUAGUAAAGAUGUAUUUACGUGGGACUUCCUCCCAACAAUCUUCAACAAUCUUCUUCUCGAACAACUUCUCACUUUAAUUAA
Cucurbita maxima (winter squash) is the source of this 1897-nucleotide messenger RNA. RefSeq names its product protein indeterminate-domain 2-like. Gene Ontology annotation, cellular component: nucleus. Gene Ontology annotation, molecular function: DNA-binding transcription factor activity. Bases 256 to 1746 code for a protein of 496 amino acids. The record is from RefSeq and is a predicted model, not a curated record. The transcript has 4 exons. Lineage: Eukaryota; Viridiplantae; Streptophyta; Magnoliopsida; Cucurbitales; Cucurbitaceae.